Molecule: messenger RNA, 284 nt
Organism: Staurois parvus
Lineage: Eukaryota; Metazoa; Chordata; Amphibia; Anura; Ranidae
Source: the annotation of a GenBank genome assembly
AUUAACUGAAAGGACCGAUGACGUCGGCUCUGUCAUGUGAUCAGUGCCCCAUCAGUGCCACCUGUCAGUGCCCAUCAAUGCCACCUGCUAGUGCCCAUCAGUGCCACAUCAAUGCCACAUAUCAGUGCCCAUCUGAGCUGCCUUUCAGUUCCACCUAUCAGUGCCAGACGUUGCCGCCUAUCAGUGCGCAUCAGUGCCGCCUAUCAUUGCCCGUCAGUGCUGCCUAUCAGUGCCCGUCAGUGCCACCUAACAGUGCCAGUCAGUGCCACCUACCAGUGCCGCCU